Messenger RNA from Mus pahari (shrew mouse), 3536 nucleotides. RefSeq names its product FERM domain containing 5 (gene Frmd5). Lineage: Eukaryota; Metazoa; Chordata; Mammalia; Rodentia; Muridae. The coding region runs from base 200 to 2002 and encodes 600 amino acids. Gene Ontology annotation, molecular function: cytoskeletal protein binding. The transcript is spliced from 15 exons. Gene Ontology annotation, cellular component: cytoskeleton. The record is from RefSeq and is a predicted model, not a curated record.
UUGCUUGGGGUUUGGGGGAGGCGGUGGUGGCUCUGGAGAAGGAAGAAGAGUAGGGCGGGAGGAGGCAGCCGUGGCGAUCCGGCCAGGGUGAUGGUGCAGGUGCUAAGGGCCGGCGCGGAGCUGCCGCGCUGAGGGGCGACGGGUCAGGAGUCCGCAGCGCCGCCGCGUCGCUCCCGAGGACGGGCGAGCGGGCGGGAAGAUGCUGAGCAGGUUGAUGAGCGGCAGCAGCAGGAGUCUGGAGCGCGAGUACAGCUGCACCGUGCGGCUGCUGGACGACAGCGAGUACACCUGCACCAUCCAGAGAGAUGCCAAAGGCCAGUACCUGUUUGACCUCCUUUGCCACCACCUGAACCUACUUGAGAAAGACUACUUUGGGAUUCGUUUUGUGGACCCAGAUAAGCAGCGGCAUUGGUUGGAGUUUACAAAGUCAGUGGUGAAGCAGCUGAGAUCCCAACCUCCAUUCACCAUGUGCUUCCGCGUGAAGUUUUAUCCUGCCGACCCCGCUGCCCUGAAAGAGGAAAUAACGAGGUACUUAGUCUUCCUGCAGAUCAAAAGGGAUCUCUACCACGGCCGUCUUCUCUGUAAAACAUCGGAUGCUGCCUUGUUAGCGGCCUAUAUCCUUCAAGCGGAGAUUGGAGAUUAUGACCCCGGGAAGCACCCUGAAGGCUACAGCUCCAAGUUCCAAUUUUUCCCGAAACAUUCAGAGAAACUGGAAAAGAAAAUUGCUGAGAUUCACAAGACCGAACUCAGUGGUCAAACACCAGCAACAUCCGAGCUGAAUUUCUUAAGAAAGGCCCAGACGUUAGAGACCUAUGGAGUGGACCCUCACCCAUGUAAGGAUGUGUCGGGAAAUGCUGCGUUUCUGGCCUUCACUCCUUUCGGGUUUGUUGUUCUUCAAGGAAACAAGAGGGUCCACUUCAUUAAAUGUAUCCUGUUUGCCUCUUUUACUGCAGCCAUUCACUGGGCUGGUGGCUUCAAGGAUUUUUCUACAAUAACCCCUAAGCCCCUUUCCUGGAAUGAGGUGACCAAGCUGAAAUUUGAAGGAAAGACUUUCUAUUUAUAUGUAAGUCAGAAGGAGGAAAAAAAGAUUAUUCUCACAUAUUUUGCUCCAACUCCAGAAGCCUGCAAGCACCUCUGGAAAUGUGGAAUUGAGAACCAAGCCUUCUACAAGCUGGAGAAGUCAAGCCAAGUCCGCACAGUGUCCAGCAGCAAUUUGUUCUUUAAGGGGAGCCGGUUCCGAUACAGUGGCCGGGUCGCAAAGGAAGUAAUGGAGUCAAGUGCCAAGAUCAAACGGGAGCCGCCAGAAAUACACAGAGCAGGGAUGGUCCCUAGCCGCAGCUGUCCUUCUAUAACCCAUGGCCCACGACUGAGCAGUGUCCCCAGGACACGAAGAAGAGCUGUGCACAUCUCUAUCAUGGAAGGCCUUGAGUCGCUACGAGACAGUGCCCAUUCCACACCAGUGCGGUCCUCUUCCCAUGGGGACACCUUCCUGCCUCACGUAAGAAGCAGCCGGGCAGACAGCAAUGAACGUGUCGCUGUGAUAGCGGAUGAGGCCUACAGCCCCGCAGACAGUGUGCUGCCCACCCCUGUAGCCGAGCACAGCCUGGAGCUGAUGCUGCUCUCCCGGCAGAUCAACGGGGCCACGUGCAGCAUCGAAGAGGAGAAGGAGUCGGAGGCCAGCACCCCGACUGCGACCGAGGCGGAGGCCCUGGGAGGAGAGCUGAGGGCCCUGUGUCAGGGGCGCGGCGGCGGGUCAGAGCAAGAACAGGUGAAUAAGUUUGUUUUAAGUGUCCUCCGCUUGCUCCUUGUGACCAUGGGACUCCUCUUUGUUUUGCUCCUCCUCCUAAUCAUCCUUACUGAGUCUGACCUUGACGUUGCUUUUUUCCGAGAUAUCCGCCAGACCCCUGAGUUUGAACAAUUCCACUAUCAAUACUUUUGUCCCCUCAGGCGAUGGUUUGCCUGCAAAAUCCGCUCAGUGGUGAGCCUGCUCAUUGACACCUGAGAAGGCAUGACUCCGCCCAAUAACUAGCCGGGUGGAGCAAGGAACCCUGCUACCCAUUCCCAGCAAUGGGACCCAUCGCGGAACCAUCGGCACACACAUCGGCACACACACCAAGUCCUCUCAUGACUCAAAGUCCACUGAGCCUAGCAGGGUUGUUUCCCAGCAGAAGAAAGGGAUAUAGGCUAAUGCUCUGUAAACUGGGAACAUUCAAUUUCUUCAGAGGCUCUUCCGAGAAAGGCUCAGCAACUCAGAUGUUUCUCAUCCUCUUCAAUAUGCAGGAUAAUAUUUGGGUUCGAACUUUUAGUUUUUCAUAGAUGUGUAUUAUUUUGAAAGUAUCCAAAUAAAAGUCAUUUAUUUUACUAUACUGAUGAUGGCAGUAGUGUCGCCCAAUAGAUGGGACACUAGCUGAAGACUCAGACUGUUGUCCUCUGUACCCUGCAAUUUUCUCACUAGUGUCAGUGGGUUCCGGGAGACCCAGCAGGGCAGGCCAGGGCUGUGGGCAGGCAGGAAUGGUUUCCUCGACAGACAGAAAGGUUUAACAAAGUAAACGGUGUAGAAUGAUUCAAUAGAGAGUUGCUUCUUACGAUAGCCUGAGUUGGAUUUUCUUUUCCUUUUGUUUUUUUCAAAUCUGAGCAGAGUGUGCAUCUGAAGGGGCCACAGCUACAACAGCGGCAGUGGAAGGGGUGGGGUAAGUCUAUCCCCUUAGACCAGAGCGUAGUGGGCUCCUGAGUUUUACUUAAUGUUCUGUUUUUCUUUCUGAAGAACCUCGAGACUUCUAGUGCUUCUGGGGUGUUAAAGUGGUGUCCGAGUGUGCACAGUUACCAGAGACCUGUGCUGAGUCACAUGAGAGCCUGCAGAGCCGCAGGGUGCUUGUCUUGUACGGUGUGCCCCCUCCCACCCAACCCCCAAAAAGACUAUUUCAAGCUAUAUUUUAACAGCAAAAUGUUAUUUUCCUAUCUCUUCAUAUUUUGUUUUCACUUUAUGAAUUAAAAGAUGCAAGAGAGACAGAUCUGAGGAAGGCAUCGGGAAGGAGCAGCGGCCUUGGAAGGGACCAGGAAACACUGAGCAGGAUCUCUAAGCAAUGCCUACAGGUGACAGAAAUUGACCGUGACAGAGACCAGCACUUACUAUAGGAAUGCCACCCUUAGGGUCAACCCCUGCCCCUGGAAACAAGGUCAAAGAGAAUUUAGCGUCAUCCCUCAUGGCAGCAUACGUGUGUACACACACACACACACACACACACACACACACACACACGAGCAGCAGUCCCCAAGCCUCUACACUUCUUACCACCAAUAACACAAAUGAGCAUGUUUUCAUCUCAGGGAGACCGCUAAGUCAUCUGAGGCCCAAGGACUCACGUAAAGGACAGUCAAGGGGCACAUUCCUGGGACCAGAAAACAGUGGAGCAGAACAGCACCAAAUGCGGAACAGAUUGGGCUGUAGUAUAUUUGAGCUUCCCUUAUUUUGUUGCCUGGGGUAGAACCAUGACCACAUUCAGAAUAUGACAGCCAUUAAAAGCAACAACACCACC